AUUAACGAAAUUUCUCUGGAGAGAUGUAAAAGGAGUUUUUCCAGAGUUUUAUUCGAAGGGAGGAAGAAAAGAGAUCUCUUGAUGUGGUUUUCAAAUGCCAAAAGUGGUCCUUCUGCCAAAUUUGUCCUUGAGAAUAUUCACACAAUGGGAGAAAUGAAAUUGACAGGCAAUUGCCUAAAGGGAUCACGUCCAAUUCUCUCCUUCGAUGAGAACUUCUCCACAAAUCCUCACUACGCCCUCCUGCAAGAGUUGGUCGCCCAGAUAUUUGGUGUGCCCAACAACCACCCCAAAAGCAAGUCCUUCUUCGACCACGUCUACACAUUCAGCGUCCUGGACAACAGGAUAUGGUUCAGAAACUACGAGAUCCUGAGUGAAGAUGGAGGAUUGGCAGAGAUAGGCCCCAGAUUUGUUUUGAAUCCAGUGAAAAUAUUCGCCGGGAGUUUCGCAGGAGAAACCCUCUGGGACAACUCCUUCUACAUCUCUCCAGCGAAAUUUCGUCAAGCCGUAAAUAAGGAAGACGCAAGGCAUCGCCGCGGACGAGAGUACCCAAGUCAAGGUGAAAGUUAUCGUUCCGAGGGCUGUAUGGCACUGGGGAACAGUGUCUUCAACGAUACCCUUGGGGAACCAGCGUAUUUACGGAUUAACGAAAUUUCUCUGGAGAGAUGUGAAAGGAGUUUUUCCAGAGUUUUAUUCGAAGGGAGGAAGAAAAGAGAUCUCUUGAUGUGGUUUUCAAAUGCCAAACGUGGUCCUUCUGCCAAAUUUGUCCUUGAGAAUAUUCACACAAUGGGAGAAAUGAAAUUGACAGGCAAUUGCCUAAAGGGAUCACGUCCAAUUCUCUCCUUCGAUGAGAACUUCUCCACAAAUCCUCCCUACGCCCUCCUGCAAGAGUUGGUCGCCCAGAUAUUUGGUGUGCCCAACAACCACCCCAAAAGCAAGUCCUUCUUCGACCACGUGUACACAUUCAGCGUCCUGGACAACAGGAUAUGGUUCAGAAACUACGAGAUCCUGAGUGAAGAUGGAGGAUUGGCAGAGAUAGGCCCCAGAUUUGUUUUGAAUCCAGUGAAAAUAUUCGCCGGGAGUUUCGCAGGAGAAACCCUCUGGGACAACUCUUUCUACAUCUCUCCAGCGAAAUUUCGUCAAGCCGUAAAUAAGAAAGCUGGUGGAAAGCACAUAAAUAGAGUCGAGCAGAAGAUGGCACAGAAGACGAACAAGCCUGAGGUCUCGUACUCGUUUAAUCCAUUGUAUGAUAUAUUCAAAGGAGAACAAUUGGUGAAGGCCAAGGAGCUGGAGGCCGGAGAGUCAAUGGAGCCACAGACGAACCAGCGGACUGCGGAGACGGGUGAGCAAACUGCGGAUCCCUUCGAAGGAAAAUCUGUAGCCGAGAUGAAGGAACGCGAGAAAAGAGCUCUGAGGAACUUCGAAAAAAUGGCUAAGAAGUCCACCAAGUCCAAAACACUGGGGUCGAAGGUGAUAAAGAAGAAGAAAAGGAGUUUUUCCAGAGUUUUAUUCGAAGGGAGGAAGAAAAGAGAUCUCUUGAUGUGGUUUUCAAAUGCCAAACGUGGUCCCUCUGCCAAAUUUGUCCUUGAGAAUAUUCACACAAUGGGAGAAAUGAAAUUGACAGGCAAUUGCCUAAAGGGAUCACGUCCAAUUCUCUCCUUCGAUGAGAACUUCUCCACAAAUCCUCACUACGCCCUCCUGCAAGAGUUGGUCGCCCAGAUAUUUGGUGUGCCCAACAACCACCCCAAAAGCAAGUCCUUCUUCGACCACGUCUACACAUUCAGCGUCCUGGACAACAGGAUAUGGUUCAGAAACUACGAGAUCCUGACUGAAGAUGGAGGAUUGGCAGAGAUAGGCCCCAGAUUUGUUUUGAAUCCAGUGAAAAUAUUCGCCGGGAGUUUCGCAGGAGAAACCCUCUGGGACAACUCCUUCUACAUC
Diachasmimorpha longicaudata is the source of this 1935-nucleotide messenger RNA. RefSeq lists its product as uncharacterized. The record is from RefSeq and is a predicted model, not a curated record. The annotation marks the transcript as partial. Lineage: Eukaryota; Metazoa; Arthropoda; Insecta; Hymenoptera; Braconidae. Gene Ontology annotation, molecular function: rRNA binding. Gene Ontology annotation, cellular component: nucleolus. Gene Ontology annotation, biological process: rRNA processing; ribosomal large subunit assembly. The transcript is spliced from 7 exons.